Molecule: messenger RNA, 354 nt
Organism: Oppiella nova
Lineage: Eukaryota; Metazoa; Arthropoda; Arachnida; Sarcoptiformes; Oppiidae
Source: the annotation of a GenBank genome assembly
AAAGUUUGGCGAUUUCCAUACCUGUGCUUCAAGAAUGGUGGAGGAGCGUUUCUCAUUCCAUACGUUAUAAUGUUAGCCGUUGGAGGGAUUCCGCUAUUUUUCAUGGAAUUAGCGUUAGGCCAAUACCACCGCAAAGGGGCCAUCACUUGCUGGGGCAGAAUUGUGCCUCUUUUUAAAGGUGUUGGUUAUGCAGUAGUUUUGAUAGCAUUUUAUGUAGACUUUUACUAUAACGUGAUCAUCGGCACCCGCAACGUAAAGAAGGACAGUAGUAAGGGACAGUUGUAUACUACCAUUGAAGGGCCCCUCCUAAACAACCUAAACAAGAAACGAAAGUCUCCGGCACUCGAGUACUUC